Phycodurus eques (leafy seadragon) is the source of this 4424-nucleotide messenger RNA. It is a transcript of the gene gaa, whose product is annotated as alpha glucosidase. Bases 695 to 3736 code for a protein of 1013 amino acids. Gene Ontology annotation, cellular component: lysosomal membrane. The transcript is spliced from 16 exons. Gene Ontology annotation, biological process: lysosome organization; glycogen catabolic process. Gene Ontology annotation, molecular function: alpha-1,4-glucosidase activity; carbohydrate binding. The record is from RefSeq and is a predicted model, not a curated record. NCBI's taxonomy places the organism in Eukaryota, Metazoa, Chordata, Actinopteri, Syngnathiformes, Syngnathidae.
GUCAAAAGACUUCCAUACUUGCAGCGUUGGCUCAGUUUCCUCUCAGUGACGCCGGGACGUCCAGGGUGGAGUCUGCCUUUUGCCCCAAAUCAGCCGGGAGAAGAUCCAGCUCCCCCGGCACCCUAAACACCAUAAGCGAAUAUGGAAAAGGAUGGAAACGGGCUACGUAACUAUAAAAUCUUACGUACACUGCAUAGUUUUAAUAGUGAGUUUCAGCUCCUCACACAAACCGGCGGAUGGAACAAUUGUCUAGUAAAGAAAGCUGUUGACGGAAAUUCAACAUCUAAAAAUGGCUUAAAUCAGUCUCGAUAUGUUGUACACUGGCUUCGAACAGCGAGGAGACAAUCAUCUCAAGAAGUUAAAGAAUAAUACAUUGAGGGAAAAAACGAGUACAUUCAAGACUCUUGAUGAUGAAAGAACGCCCUUCGCUGCUUUAAUGUUGCAGAAUAAACCCCCCAAAAAUCCUAUUAUUCCAAAUAUUCUUCGAGCUAUGGAGUGUAUUUAGCUGUUUUGGAUUGCUAUAGGCCGCCCGGGGUAACGUUUCAGUUGUGCUAUUAGGCCAUUUUGACCUCCUUCGCUUGCCGUUCGCUGUGUUGACUACUUUAAUGACUGUGUGAAAAAUGGGACGUUGCAGUGCCGUCGCGAACGGACCGCUCCACUUUGAACCGCUUGCGAAGUUUUGUUCGAAGGCUCCAUGGCGCGCUGGCUCAAGCUAAGCGCAGCCGCGCUUCUGGCUUUGGCAUUUUCGACACUGUGCGACUUUCGCCACUCGCUCAUUCUCAACAGCAGACUCGCUGGAAACGGCGGGCCGCCGAAGCCGAAGCUCGGGCGCACGCUCCGUCACAGACUCGAGCCAGCGGACAACGACGCGGAGGCCCGACCGCCGCGCUGCGUCAUGCCGCCGGAGAGACGCUUCGACUGUGGCCGGGACCGAGCGCUCGGUCGGCGGGAGUGUGAGCGGAGGGCUUGCUGUUACGCUCCCCUCGACGACUCCUCAGCGGCUCCGUGGUGCUUCUACCCUCACCCGUACCCCGGCUACCAAAUGGGCGUCCUGACGCCCACCCUGCGCGGUCGGGAGGCCGCCUUGACCCGCGCCUCCGCCUCCUACCUGCCGCGAGAUGUCGCCGUUCUGCACCUGGAAGAAACUCGGCAGUCGGCGGGCUGCUUGCGCCUCACAUUGAAGGAUCCGUGGUCCGAGCGCUAUGAAGUCGAGCUCCCUGGUGGAGUUCCUCAGGGCAAAAGCGGCAGCCAAGAUGCCCUCUAUACCGUUGCGUACAAGUCCAAGCCGUUUGGAUUCAUCGUGAGGCGCGCAUCCAAUGGAAGGGUCAUCAUGAACAGCACAGUGGCUCCUCUCUUGUUUGCUGAGCAGUAUCUGCAGCUGUCCACCACUCUGGCAUCCUCGCUGGUGUCCGGCCUGGGGGAGCAUUACACGUCCCUCCUCUUGGACCUCAACUGGACCUCCUUGACCCUCUGGAACAGGGACAUGGCUCCUCAUGCCGGUGCAAAUCUCUACGGCUCGCACCCGUUCUAUGUGGUACAGGAGGAGGACGGACUCGCACACGGAGUGUUCCUUCUCAACAGCAAUGCCAUUGGUGCUGACUUUGUUCAGCAGGACACGACGACAGCCACUUAUUGCUGUUUUCUCCUAAUAUUGCACGUGUGUGUGUGUGUGUGUGUGUGUAGAGGUGGUCUUGCAGCCUCUGCCAGCUCUCACGUGGGUGUCCACCGGCGGAGUCCUCGACCUGUACGUCUUCAUGGGUCCCGACGCUCAGACCGUUAUUCGGCAGUACCUGCGAGUUAUCGGAUUUCCCAUGAUGCCUCCCUAUUGGUCACUGGGCUUCCACCUGUGUCGCUGGGGCUACAAAAGCACGAAUGCAACGCGGCAGGUGGCUCAGCGGAUGCACGAUGCCAACUUCCCCAUGGAUGUGCAGUGGAACGACCUGGACUACGCGAGCCAAGGCAGAGUCUUCACCGAGGACCCGUUGCGAUUCGGGGACCUGAAGGAGAUGGUGGACGAAUUCCACCAAAGAGGCAUCAAGACCCUGGGAUCAGCGCUACGAGUCCUCCCGGAACUUACCAACCCUUCGACGAUGGACUCAAACGAGACGUGUUCAUCAAAAACGCCACGGGUCACCUCCUCUUGGGCAAGGUUUGGCCCGGUUUUACGGCCUUCCCUGACUUCACCAACCCAGAGACCAGACAGUGGUGGCAAGACUGUAUUGUGGAUUUUUAUUCGGAAGUGCCUUUGGAUGGAUUGUGGAUUGACAUGAACGAACCGACCAGUUUCGUGUCGGGCUCAACGGAGGGUUGCCCCGACACCGAGCUGGAGAACCCGCCGUACACACCCAGGGUGCUCGGCGGCCGCUUGAGCUCGUGGACUCUUUGUAUGUCGGCUCGGCAGAAGCGCUCCGCUCACUACGACCUGCACAACGUGUACGGACUCACUCAAGCGUUCGCCACUCACAGUGCGCUUGUGAAAGCGCGAGGGAAGAGGCCGUUUGUCCUGUCGCGCUCGUCCUUCCCGAGCAUCGGACGCUUUUCCGGAGUGUGGACCGGAGAUGUUCGGAGCGACUGGGAACAACUUGCCUACUCCAUCCCUUCGGUGCUGCGGUUCGGCCUCUUCGGGGUCCCCCUGGCGGGGGCGGACGUCUGCGGCUUCGGAGGCGACGCCAGCGAGGAGCUGUGCGUGCGCUGGAUGCAACUCGGGGCCUUCUACCCGUUCAUGAGGAACCACAACGACCGGCCGAACGCCGUAAGACGCGCACGCUCGGGUGACACGUUCUCCUGCGUCAUCGCGCGUCUUCACCGUUGCCCUCCGCAGCCUCAGGAGCCUUACGUCUUCGGGCAGAAGGCCCAGGCGGCCAUGCGGGACGCGCUGAGGCUUCGUUACUCCCUGCUCCCGUUUCUCUACACGCUCUUCCAUCACGCGCACGCCUCCGGAGACACGGUGGCCAGGCCGCUCUUCAUGGAGUUUCCCGCCGACCCUCGCUGUCGGGUCAUAGACAGGCAGUUCCUCUGGGGGAGUUCUGUCCUCGUCAGUCCGGUUUUGGAGGCGGGCGCGGCGGAGGUGUCCGCUUACCUGCCGCCCGGCACUUGGUACAGCCUGCGCAGUGUGAGCCGCGCGACUUCGAUUCAUCGAUUUAUGGGCUCGCGUCGACCAAAACGAUCGAUCCGUUGCUCUUCGUCAGGGUCGGCCGACGUACAGCGAAGGCGAGGACGUGCUUCUGUCGGCCCCUCUGGACACCGUCAACAUCCACGUGAGGGAGGGACACGUUAUCCCCCGGCAGGUUGGUGCGGCACUGUCACGACCCAUCGACAUUGUGUCAAGGAGCCCGCUUUAACGAGCGCGGUGUCGCGCAGAAACGCCUUCUUCCUGACGGUGGCGCUCUCAGCGGACGGCACGGCCCGGGGCGACUUGUUCUGGGACGACGGCGACAGCGUCGACACUUUCCAAUCGGGAAAUUACUCUUACGUCCUCUUCGCUGCUGGACAGUCGCAGGUGGCGAGUGAGCCCAUCCGGCUGAACGGAGCCCUGGACGGUCUCGUGCUGGGGGGAACGCGGGUGUUCGGCGUGCCCUCGCCGCCCCGAUACGUGGCAGCCAACGGGGAGGAAGUGAAGGAUUUCACGUAUAACGCUGACACGAAGGUUUUAAAAGUGAGCGGUCUGGCCUUGCCCAUGUCCAAGAUGUUUACAGUCCAGUGGGCACUGACAUGCGCCGCUCCCCGUUACCCAUGAUGCCGCUUUUUUGUAUAUACAGGUAUAGUCACAGCAGCUUGGAUGUGAACGUCUCAUUUCUUUGUCACCGCUCGACUGGAUCUUACGUUUUGCCCACGUUAUGUCAAUUAUGUGCAUAGUUAAAAGAUAAAUAUACACUGUAGUAUUUCUUAGAUAAGGAUUUGCUUUCAUUCUCUCGUCGGUCACUUUAUUUUUAAGAUUUUGAGUCACGUCAUUAUUUGAACAAAGAGUAUUGCGUUGCAUUUUAGAAUAUACUGUUGAAAAAGUAGGAAGUAGGACAUGAGGUGCUACAUCAGUAUAAAUUAAAACACAAAACAUAUCCCCCAAAAAACAUCGCAUUUAUUUGAUCAUCAUAAGAUGCACAUUUUGGGAUUGCAAAUGCAAACAUUCAAUUUAGAAAGUCAACAGUUUAAAAGCAGAAAUAAUAUAAAGACUCUCAAUGAAAACUCUUGCCAGGAAUCUUAACACCAACUACUAUAUUAUUAUGAUGUUGAACAGUUAAAGUUUGGAAUUGGUUAAGGUUUACAAAGGUUUUUUUUUUUUUUCCCCCCAACAGGAAGCAUUUAUUUUCCCAUCUGUAUUUAUUCUAAUAAUUCAGUGGAAAUUGAGUCAGGAAAAACUUUUAAAAUACAUUUUCUUUCAUCCAAAGCUUGUCUCCAAUCAAAAAUAAAGCAAAUUUCAAAAGGAA